Messenger RNA from Symsagittifera roscoffensis, 662 nucleotides. RefSeq names its product mitochondrial import inner membrane translocase subunit Tim17-A-like. Bases 6 to 614 code for a protein of 202 amino acids. NCBI's taxonomy places the organism in Eukaryota, Metazoa, Xenacoelomorpha, Acoela, Convolutidae. Gene Ontology annotation, biological process: protein import into mitochondrial matrix. Gene Ontology annotation, molecular function: transmembrane protein transporter activity. The transcript has a single exon. The record is from RefSeq and is a predicted model, not a curated record. Gene Ontology annotation, cellular component: TIM23 mitochondrial import inner membrane translocase complex; mitochondrial inner membrane.
AAUCAAUGGACGAAUAUACAAGAGAACCUUGUCCGUGGCGCAUAUUUGACGAUGCAGGGGGUGCUUUCUGCAUGGGUGCAAUUGGCGGAGGACUAUUCCACUUCGUCAAAGGUGUCCGCAAUGCCCCCAAAGGAGUCGGAAAUCGGCUCUUUGAAGGUGCAAACUACGUACGAGUGCGGGCGCCGAUCACUGGAGGUGCUUUCGCUAUGUGGGGCUUCACUUUUUCAAGUAUAGACUGCAGCAUGGUUGCAAUUCGCCGCAAAGAAGAUCCGUUCAACUCGAUUUUCUCCGGUUUCGCGACUGGGUUCAUUCUCGCGAUUAGAUCUGGUCUCCCGGCUGCACUGGGGCAGGGCGUGGUCGGAGGGAUAAUUUUGGGGCUGAUAGAAGGCAUGAUGGUGUGGAUGAACAAAAUGGGAGACGCCCAAUUCGAACCUGUGCAUGUUUUGCAGCAAGAAGAACACAUGAAGAAACAGCAGCAGCAGAUGGAGGAGUUUGACAAGAUGAAUUUUACAGAGAGGUUGUCUCACUGGUGGAACCAGAAGGACAACCAGCCAGUUAACAGUGCAUCAGUCAGUGGACCGAUAAAUUACGCCACAGCCAGUACAAGUCAUUAAAUGAAAACCACAUCAAAAACAAAAAAAAAUAAUUUUACAUUUAAAGCA